Messenger RNA from Epithele typhae, 312 nucleotides. RefSeq lists its product as uncharacterized. Gene Ontology annotation, biological process: intracellular transport; protein secretion. The record is from RefSeq and is a predicted model, not a curated record. NCBI's taxonomy places the organism in Eukaryota, Fungi, Basidiomycota, Agaricomycetes, Polyporales, Epitheliaceae. Bases 1 to 312 code for a protein of 103 amino acids. The transcript is spliced from 3 exons.
AUGACGCGUCCGACCGUCGUGGUGGUCGUGGCCUUCAUCGUGUGCGCUGUAGACGUUCUCCUCCCCUCCACCUCUCUGCCUGUGGGUAUUCUCAGCAUGUCUGCGCUUUUCAACUUUCAGUCGCUCUUGCUUGUCAUUCUCCUUCUCAUCUGCACCUGCACGUAUGUGCGUUCAGUCGCACCGGGCAUCGUUGACCGCAACAAACAAGGCUUCCUCGGUCUCUUCUGGAUGUCCGCUCGCAUUGGAGAACGUCUCUCGCCUUACGUCGCCAUGGCCUGUGUCACCAUGGCCGUCACUCUGCUAGUCCAAUAG